Messenger RNA from Gavia stellata (red-throated loon), 1839 nucleotides. RefSeq names its product RUN and FYVE domain containing 2 (gene RUFY2). NCBI's taxonomy places the organism in Eukaryota, Metazoa, Chordata, Aves, Gaviiformes, Gaviidae. The record is from RefSeq and is a predicted model, not a curated record. Bases 56 to 1828 code for a protein of 590 amino acids. Gene Ontology annotation, molecular function: metal ion binding. Gene Ontology annotation, cellular component: cytoplasm. The transcript has 17 exons.
UAUUGUCUUAGCUGUAAAGGACCCUACAGCUGUAGAAAGAGCAAAUUUACUGAACAUGGCUAAAUUGAGUAUCAAAGGACUCAUUGAAUCAGCUUUGAGCUUUGGCCGCACCCUGGAUUCUGACUACCCACCUUUGCAGCAGUUCUUUGUUGUCAUGGAGCACUGCCUGAAGCAUGGCCUUAAAGUAAGAAAAUCCUUUCUAAGUUACAAUAAAACCAUCUGGGGUCCUCUGGAACUUGUGGAGAAAUUAUAUCCAGAAGCUGAGGAAAUAGCAGCAAGUGUCAGAGAUUUGCCUGGCCUUAAAACACCACUGGGCCGUGCCCGGGCCUGGUUACGGUUAGCACUAAUGCAGAAGAAAAUGGCUGACUAUCUUCGCUGCUUAAUCAUUCAGAGAGAUCUUCUCAGUGAAUUUUAUGAGUAUCAUGCACUAAUGAUGGAGGAAGAAGGAGCAGUUAUUGUUGGGCUAUUAGUUGGGUUAAAUGUGAUAGAUGCUAAUCUGUGUGUGAAGGGAGAAGACCUAGAUUCACAAGUUGGGGUGAUCGAUUUCUCUAUGUAUUUAAAGAGUGAUGAUGACAUUGGAGGUAAGGAAAGAAAUGUACAGAUUGCUGCAAUUUUGGACCAAAAGAAUUAUGUUGAAGAACUAAACAGACAGCUGAAUAGCACAGUUAGCAGUCUACAUGCAAGAGUUGAUUCACUAGAGAAAUCGAACACUAAACUGAUCGAAGAGUUAGCAAUAGCCAAAAACAACAUAAUUAAACUUCAGGAAGAAAACCAUCAAUUAAGGAGUGAAAAUACCCUUAUUUUAAUGAAAACACAGCAUCAUCUAGAGGCAACUAAAGUGGAUGUUGAAGCAGAACUUCAGACAUACAAACACUCCAGGCAGGGUUUAGAUGAAAUGUACAAUGAAGCACGUAGACAGCUUCGAGAAGAAUCACAACUUCGACAAGAUAUGGAGAAUGAGCUAGUGGUUCAAGUUAGUAUGAAACAUGAGAUAGAACUUGCCAUGAAGUUGCUGGAGAAGGACAUCCAUGAGAAGCAGGAUACCCUUAUAGGCCUUCGACAGCAGCUUGAUGAAGUUAAAGCAAUUAACAUGGAAAUGUACCAGAAGCUGCAGGUUUCUGAAGAUGCUAUGAAAGAAAAGAAUGAAAUAAUUGGUCGAUUAGAGGAUAAAACCAAUCAAAUUAAUGCAACUAUGAAACAACUAGAACAAAGAUUGCAGCAAGCAGAGAAGGCUCAAAUGGAGGCUGAGGCCGAGGAUGAGAAACUUAAACAGGAAUAUGUGAAUAAAUCUGAAAGUCUGCAGAAAGAAUUCUCCCAGAAGGAGAAACAGCUGCUUCAGCUGGAAACAGAUUUGAAGAUAGAAAAAGAGUGGCGGCAAACCUUAGAGGAUGAUCUUCAGAAGGAAAAGGAAACUGUAUCUCAUCUGAGAAUAGAGACCCAAGAAAUAAUUAACCUUAAAAAAGAGUUCCUUAAACUUCAGGAAAAGAACAAGCAACUGAAAAGGAUAUGUCAAGACCAAGAAGCUGCUCUCCAAGAACUGGCAUCCAAGCUGAGCGAAUCAAAGCUGAAAAUAGAAGAUAUAAAAGAAGCGAACAAAGCAUUGCAGGGACAGGUUUGGUUGAAGGACAAAGAGGCUACGCAUUGCAAGUUAUGUGAAAAGGAAUUUUCUCUUUCCAAAAGGAAGCAUCAUUGUAGAAACUGUGGUGAGAUCUUCUGUAAUGCCUGUUCGGACAAUGAACUGCCUCUGCCUUCUUCACCAAAGCCUGUUCGGGUCUGUGAUUCCUGCCACGCAAUACUUAUACAGAGGUGCUCUUCUCAUGUGCCAUAAGAUUAUUUUAC